CAGAGACUGGAGGAUACAGGCUUUCGCUUUAUCCAGGAGGAUGGCGGAUACCGGCCUGCGCCGCGCGGUUCCUAGCGACCUUUAUCCCCUUGUGCUCGGCUUUCUGCGAGAUAGCCAACUCUCGGAGGUGGCCAGUAAAUUUGCAAAAGCGACCGGCGUUACACAGCAAGACCCCAAUGCCUCUUCCCUCUUGGACAUCUAUAGCUUCUGGCUCAAGUCCACCAAAGCCCCAAAGGUGAAAUUACAGUCAAAUGGACCAGUGACCAAGAAGGCUAAGAGAGAGACUUCAUCCAGUGACAGCAGUGAGGACGACAGUGAGGAAGAGGACAAAGCCCAAGGACCUCCCACACAGAAGGCUGCCGCACCUGCCAAGCGAGCUAGUGUGCCUCAGCGUGCUGGGAAGGCAGCAGCCAAAGCGCCAGAGAGCGGCAGUAGUGAAGAAUCCAGUGAUGAAGAGGAGGAAACGGACACAAAGAAAAAGCCUGUCCUGCAGAAAGCAGUUAAGCCCCAAGCCAAGGCAGUCAGACCUCCCCCGAAGAAGGCAGAGAGCUCUGCAUCCGAGUCUGACUCAAGCUCAGAGGAUGAAGCACUGCAGACCCAGAAGCCAAAGGCAGCUGUGGCAGCUAAAGCUCAGACUAAAGCCCCAGCCAAACCAGGUAUACCAGCGAAAGCACGGCCUAAAGUAGCCAAUGGCAAAGCAGUCGCCGCCACCGCCACCGCCACCGCCGCCGCCGCCACCAGCAGCGGCAGCAGCAGCGGCAGCAGCAGCAGCGGCAGCAGUGACAGCAGCAGCAGCAGCGAUGACGCGGAGGAAAAGAAGGCAGCCGCACUUCCUAAGAAGACUGCACCGAAAAAGCAAGUCGUGGUCAAGGUGCCAGUGAAAGUAGCUGCCACCCCUACCCAAAAGAGUUCUAGCAGUGAUGAUUCUUCCAGUGAUGAGGAAGAGGAACAGAAAAAACCCAUGAAGAAAAAAGCAGGUCUUUACAGUUCAGUUCCACCGCCUUCUGUUCCUUUACCAAAGAAGUCCUCAGGAGCCCAGACUCCAAAGAAAGCUGCUGCGCAGAAGCGGCCUGCAAGCAGCAGUGGAGACAGCAGUGAUGAAUCUGAUUCAAGUUCUGAGGAAGAGCAAAAACCUCCAGCUAAGGUGGUCGUCUCCAAGACACCUGCCAAACCAGCGCCGGCGACGAAGAAAGCAGAGAGCUCUUCAGACAGCUCAGAUUCUGACAGUUCUGAGGAUGAAGCUCCUGCCAAGCCAGUCAGUACCACCAAGAGUCCCUUAAGCAAGCCAGCUGUCAUUCCCAAGCCAUCUGCAGCAAAGGCAGUGGCAACUCCUAAGCAACCUGCAGGCAGUGGCCAGAAACCUCAGACCAGGAAGGCCGACAGCAGCUCCAGCGAGGAGAGCAGCUCCAGCGAGGUAGAGGCCGCCAAGAAAAGUGUGACAACCCCCAAGGCCAAGGUGACGGCUAAAGCAGCCCCCACCAAACAGACUCCUCAGGCUGGCGGGGACAGCAGCUCGGGCUCAGAUAGUUCCAGCAGUGAAGAGGCGGAGGAGACAUCUAAGCCCCCAGCUAAGAAGAAGGCAAUAGGUGGAGCCGGUCCCAAACCAGCCCCUGUGAAGAAAACAGCAGCCAAGAGGAGCAGCACCUCCUCUGAAGAUUCCAGUGAAGAGAAAAAGAAGCCCAAGUGCAUGGUUACUCCUAAAUCACAGGCAAGCAAGGCCAAUGUCACUCCAGCUUCUCAGAAAGGAAAAGCAGGCAAGGAAAGUAAGGAGGAGGAGGGAGAAGAAACAAAAGAGAAGAAAAAGACAGCCGGGACCAAGCCAGGUUUAGGCAAGAAACGGAAGCAGAAUGAGACAGCAAAUGAAGCAACAACACCUCAGCCUAAGAAAGUUAAGCUCCAGAUUCCCAGUACAUUUCCAAAAAGGAAGAAGGGAGAAAAAAGGGCAUCUUCCCCUUUCCGAAGGGUCCGGGAGGAGGAGAUUGUGGUGGACUCUCGAGUAGCAGACAAUUCCUUUGAUGCCAAGCGAGGUGCAGCUGGAGACUGGGGUGAGCGAGCCAAUCAGGUUCUGAAGUUCACCAAAGGCAAGUCCUUCCGGCAUGAAAAAACCAAGAAGAAGCGAGGCAGCUACCGCGGAGGCUCCAUCUCUGUCCGGGUCAAUUCCGUCAAGUUUGACAGCGAGUGACCUGUAGUCAUCUUUGGCAAAGGAAGGGCGAUGCUGGGAGGCUGGCACUCACCUCCAGUGGACCCAGAAACUCAGUGUCGUUAGAAGAGAACUGUGGCAAGGACAGUGUGGAGCAGGCCCUGAGGCCUUCCAGUCUGCAGUCCUCUCAGGCUCCUGCUUGUGGACAGGCUUGUUUUUGAGCAUUGAUUUUCAAGGACAAAAAGGAUUUUUUUCUUUUUUUAAAGAAAUCCAUUUGGUUGUCAAUUGCCUUCUUGUUCUGUGGGUCUUCAUACUGAGAAAUGUGUAUAUUUUAUAUUAAGUCAUGUCAUAUUUUUGUUUCUCAGAGAUGAGUUCCACAGAUUAAAAUCUUAGCUAUUGCCUAAUGCAAAGCAGAAUGUCAUGUGGUAAUAAUUUUUCCUACUGGAGGAUUCUAUUUAUUUGACUGCAGAGACUCACAUUUGAUUCCUCCUUCCCUCAAGUGGCACCUAUGUAAGUCUUGUGAUAUUUGUCUGCUAAGCAUGCCCUGAGCUCAUCUUCGUCCGUCCAGUGGGCCUGACAUUGAAGCUUCCAGAAGCCAGCAUGGAUCUACCAACUUUGGGAGAUAAAACUGCAGUUCUUGGUACAGUAUCCUACUAAAUCGAUAGGCAGGAUUCUCGUGUGUGAGUGCCAUGCAACUGUCUUUGUCUUGUUCUCAGUAGCUGUUACUGGUACACGUUUACAGUACUUUUUAGUUUUAAUUUCGAAGUAAGCUUUUCUGACAUUGAAAAGCAUUUGCAACAACCUCACUGUUACUUGACUGUUGUAUAUUAAGUUCCUGAAUGUUUUUGUUCUUUUUUUUUUUAAACAUCAUUAAGAACAGAAUGGGAAAUUCCUGCAUGGUUGAGUCACAGUCAAAGAAGUGGAACUGACUAACCCCUGAGCCUUGGUGUGAAGUAGGUACAGUGGAUACACCCUGAACAGUUGUGGUGGUAAUCGGGAGGAGAAGGAGAAGAAGGAGAAGAAGGAGCAG
Messenger RNA from Grammomys surdaster, 3170 nucleotides. Its product is annotated as nucleolar and coiled-body phosphoprotein 1-like. The transcript has a single exon. Lineage: Eukaryota; Metazoa; Chordata; Mammalia; Rodentia; Muridae. Gene Ontology annotation, cellular component: nucleolus; nucleoplasm. Gene Ontology annotation, molecular function: protein binding. The record is from RefSeq and is a predicted model, not a curated record. The coding region runs from base 41 to 2182 and encodes 713 amino acids.